Molecule: messenger RNA, 1620 nt
Organism: Mytilinidion resinicola
Lineage: Eukaryota; Fungi; Ascomycota; Dothideomycetes; Mytilinidiales; Mytilinidiaceae
Exons: 2
Coding region: 78-1250 (390 amino acids)
Source: RefSeq, a predicted model, not a curated record
UUCGAUCCUCCAUUGAGUCUUCCACAUAGCCAUAGUCAUUAGCUUCCACUGUAGUCCUCGCUGAAAGCUCUGCCAUCAUGCACUGGGUCACCGGCGGCCUCCAUAAUUUCCAGCUCGAUAUCGUUGGGUUCCUUGCCAUCCUCGGUGAAGGAUCCGUGCUCGCAAAUGCCCAAGUGUCAACCCUCUCUAAAUGGAUCUUCCUGCCUCGUCUGCUUCCCGCGCCCCAAGCCCUUCUCCGACCCACGAGGCCCUCCAAACUCGAGCCCCAUCCCGGGCGAGUGACUGGCGUGUAUUCCGGAAACGACAGGGACUCCAUUAACCACAUUGGAAACAUUGUUUGCGAUGGAAACUCCAUGGACGACUACUCGGUCCGCUGCGUCACGGUAGGACGACGGAACAUAAACCAGGCGAAGUCGAAGACCGUAGGCCCGCUCACUGGCGUCCUAUUCCUCGGUGCAGGCUUGUCCGCCGUCCUCCUCGCCCUUUCGAUAUACUACGGCGACGGCAUGUCGCUCCUCGCAACCGCCCUCCUCUCUCUCCUCUCCUCACUGAUUGGCUGGGGUAACCAUUGGAAACUACACCUGCCAAAGCGUAUAGAGAAGUCUGGCAAGGUUCCCCGGGGCGACGUGGUUAUCCGCUAUCCCAAGGGCAGCUUCCUCGUCGUCAAAUGCGAGGAAGACGUCGCCCGGGAACUCUACUUCGCCCCGGAGUCCAUCGAAUACACCCUGAGCCACGCUCCGGCAUACCGCAUGCUCUCGCUCCUGGGCACCCUGAUGCUCAUGGGUGGCGUCAUUGCGCUGGCCAAUGCAGAGCCCAAGUUGCAGAUUGCGUGGGCAGGCGCCUACAUGCUGCUCAACGCCGCGUACUGGACUGUUGCUGCGCUGCCCGCGAAGCUCCACUGGGACACGUCGUGCUUCAAGGUUACGAUGGAAGCGCUGUCGGACAGCGACAAGAACAUCAAAGGCUUCCCUAGCAAGAACACCACUUUUACGCAAGCGCUAUGGAAAGUCAUCGUCCUCACCAGGAACGCGAAUUGGGCACGACGCGGCGAAGCAGCACCGGACACUAAAGCCUGGCGGGCGUGGAUGAACGACGCCCAGUUCACCGCCCAGGACGCCCACGAAGCCGAGGUCCCGAUCAAGCAUGGUGUCAAAACGUGGCAAGUUCCGGUGUGGAACGCGCAAGAACGACUUCGAGAGCUGCUGGACGAGCAGCGGGCUGAAGAAGAGAAGGGGGUUGAAGAAGUUUGAGUCGCUUUGAUCCCCGUUUUUUAAGCGUUUCGCAUACCCAACACGCAUCAUGACGUUACGAUCUCAAAAGCAUCUUCGCACCUUCGCUCUUUACAUACUGCCAUUUAGCGAUUUUGUUCAUUUCUGCGCUUUCUUAGCGAGCUUGCUAUUGCAUCGGUGUUGGACUACCCAUUGGCAGCAUUAUCAUCAUCAUCAUCAUCAUCAUCAUCAUCACUAAUUCGAGCGAUUUUUGGUUCUGCUUAUCUUGAGCGGUUGGCGUAUCUCGUCGGCGCUUUGGAAUUUACCCAUUACCUAGAAGGAAAGCUUGGAUAGCUACGCUGUCAAUAAAAUUGAUACAUAUGCACCGAUCGAAUCACACCUUUUGAACGCU